Somion occarium is the source of this 1213-nucleotide messenger RNA. The record is from the annotation of a GenBank genome assembly. Lineage: Eukaryota; Fungi; Basidiomycota; Agaricomycetes; Polyporales; Cerrenaceae.
GAGUAAAAUGCAUUGCAAUUGGGAUCAUUCUAGGUUGCCGUAGAACGAUGUCUUCUACGUAGUUCAAGAAUCAUGAUGAAGGAAACGGACCUUUCUACUACCUCCACUCAUCCAUAUGCAGGGUCCUUAUUUGGCCAUUUGUAUACGCUUUUUUUGUUCACGAAGUCGGACUUCAAGACGACCAUUACACCCAUUUCGCUCUUCGCCAUGGCCGUCUCGCCUAAACUCCAGCUUGCUCGUAUACCCCAAGUCAUUUUUUGGCUCUGGUUACACGUACUUCAAUGCGAUGUCUCAAACCAGACUACACAUCCAGAGGAAGACGAGGUCAAUAAAAGUGAUCGUCCUAUUCCUUCCGGUCGUAUGACAUUGCGUCAGGCGUUGAUAUUGCGAUGGCUACUCGUACCUGUAUGCUGGAUAUACUCCCUCUGGUAUAGCACCCAGCUGAUGUGGACGAGCGUUGUGUUGACCGUCUUGACCUUCAUCUACAAUGAGCAAGCGGCUGCGAGCCAUUGGGCAAUGAAAAACCUUCUCAACGGUUUCGGUCUAUGCACCUUUGAGGCGGGUGCGGCGCUGACAAUAGCCCCUCAAUACCGAAAUCUUCAAGGCAGCGUUCUGCUCGCCAUCUUGAUGAACUUUGGAAUUUAUGUGACGACCAUCCACACCCAAGACUUUAAAGACGUCCAAGGUGAUAGUCUUAUUGGCCGCCAUACCCUCCCAAUCGUUCGACCAGAUAUUGCACGCGAGACAGUGAUCGUCGGGAUGAGCUUUUGGAGUAUGGCAUUGGCAUGGACGUGGGGACUGGAUGGUUUUACGUCUGCCGCAUUUGUUCUGUUAGCGGUAUUCGUGGGUUAUCGCUUCAUGGCUUUCAAGGAAACAAGAGAUGAUCAGAUUUCCUUCUAUUGGUAUAACGUCUGGCUGUCGCUUGCACAUAUAUCGCCCGCAUACUUCCGGUACCUCGCUUGAGGUCCUCGGAGGCAGAAUAGAUAGAACUGCUCUCGUACCUCAGGACACCUAGACGGAGACGCGAUCUUUUAGAGAAUAUGUAUGACAUGGUAGUAACGAUUCUCUGCUCAAACUGCCAUUUUUAUCCCUAUCGCAGGAGUGUGCUGGUAGAUGUGGUAGAGAAUUUUUGCAACGUUUCAGUCGGCAUGCUUCUCUAGACGGCGAUAUUACUGUACUCAGCACCCUGGACAAACAAACCCGUGCCGAUUCA